Nothoprocta perdicaria is the source of this 4632-nucleotide messenger RNA. It is a transcript of the gene STK38, whose product is annotated as serine/threonine kinase 38. Gene Ontology annotation, biological process: peptidyl-serine phosphorylation; intracellular signal transduction. Gene Ontology annotation, molecular function: ATP binding; protein serine/threonine kinase activity. NCBI's taxonomy places the organism in Eukaryota, Metazoa, Chordata, Aves, Tinamiformes, Tinamidae. Bases 145 to 1542 code for a protein of 465 amino acids. The transcript has 15 exons. The record is from RefSeq and is a predicted model, not a curated record.
CGGGAGCUCGCCGUCUCCUCCCGCUCUUCCCCUCCCCACUCCGGGGGGCUCCGUCACUCCAUUAUCAGGAUAACUUUUAGGAUUUUGAUAAAAUUCACCAUAGAGGAGGCAGCUUGCAACUGAUGGUUUUAUUUCUGCAAAGCCAUGGCAAUGACGGGCCCAACACCCUGCUCAUCCAUGAGCAAUCACACCAAGGAGCGAGUUACGAUGACAAAGGUGACAUUAGAGAAUUUCUAUAGCAAUCUCAUUGCCCAGCAUGAAGAACGGGAGAUGAGACAAAAGAAGCUGGAACAAAUGAUGGAAGAAGAAGGCUUAAAAGAUGAAGAGAAGAGAAUCAGGAGGUCAGCACACGCACAGAAGGAGACGGAGUUUCUUCGUCUGAAGAGAACAAGGCUGGGUUUGGAAGACUUUGAGUCCUUAAAAGUAAUAGGCAGAGGAGCAUUUGGAGAGGUGCGACUUGUCCAGAAGAAAGAUACAGGACAUGUUUAUGCAAUGAAAAUAUUGCGCAAAGCUGAUAUGCUUGAAAAAGAGCAGGUUGGCCAUAUUCGUGCAGAGCGGGACAUUCUAGUGGAAGCAGACAGCUUGUGGGUCGUGAAAAUGUUCUAUAGUUUCCAGGAUAAGCUAAACCUCUACCUUAUCAUGGAGUUCCUGCCUGGAGGUGAUAUGAUGACGCUGUUGAUGAAGAAGGAUACCCUGACGGAGGAAGAGACACAGUUCUACAUCGCUGAGACGGUGCUCGCCAUCGAUUCUAUUCAUCAGCUGGGUUUUAUCCAUCGGGAUAUCAAACCAGACAACCUCCUUUUGGAUAGCAAGGGCCACGUGAAACUCUCAGAUUUCGGGCUGUGCACUGGACUAAAGAAAGCUCACAGAACAGAGUUUUACAGGAACUUGAACCACAGUCUUCCCAGUGACUUCACUUUCCAGAACAUGAAUUCCAAGAGAAAAGCAGAAACUUGGAAGAGAAAUAGACGGCAGUUGGCUUUCUCUACGGUGGGAACCCCGGAUUACAUUGCUCCUGAAGUUUUCAUGCAGACUGGAUACAACAAGCUCUGUGACUGGUGGUCGCUCGGGGUCAUCAUGUAUGAGAUGCUAAUUGGUUACCCACCUUUCUGUUCUGAGACUCCUCAAGAAACGUAUAAGAAAGUAAUGAAUUGGAAAGAGACUCUCACAUUCCCUCCAGAAGUUCCGAUAUCUGAUAAAGCAAAGGAUCUUAUUUUAAGAUUUUGCUGUGAAUGGGAGCACAGAAUUGGUGCAUCUGGUGUGGAGGAAAUAAAGAGUAACCUGUUCUUUGAAGGGGUUGAUUGGGAGCACAUCAGAGAGAGACCUGCUGCAAUUUCAAUAGAAAUUAAAAGCAUCGAUGACACCUCAAACUUUGAUGAAUUCCCAGAAUCUGAUAUCCUUAAGCCAACAGUUGCCACAAGCAACCAUCCAGAGACUGACUAUAAGAACAAAGACUGGGUUUUUAUCAACUACACCUACAAGCGUUUUGAGGGGCUCACGGCCCGAGGAGCGAUACCAUCCUACAUGAAAGCAGGAAAGUAGUUAAGUCUUUACCUGGGACUUCUGCUGAGCCUCAGAAUUUCAUUUCUCCUCUUUGGGUUUCCACCCAUAAAAUAACUUUUUUUUUUUUUUAAAGAAAACAUGAGGGCUAUGGACUCUUGGAGAACAUUUCAGGAGCUGCUUUUGUUACACACCUUGGUUAUUACCAAGAAUUUUGUCUCUCUGCGCCAUUGAAAACUUCCACAAAAUGCUUCUGGCCUCUCUGCUGCCAGCACAUUUUGCUGCUCCAGGAGCAAGAGUUUGUUUUCUUUGUGAAUUCUUUGCCAGCUUGCCCAGCCCGCCAGGAGGGAGAGCAAGCCUUUGCUUUGACGUUGUCGAGCGCAUGAUAUUUGUGUGGACAGUUUUGCAGGUCCCGCAUUAAGCGACGUCCUCAGUCUGCCAAUUCUGCCAGCACUGUUUUCCCAGUGACAAAAGGACUUUAGUACAGAGGAAAUGAAGCAAUAAUUAAAGCUUGAGGUAGACAACUCUCCAGCAAACUAUCUAGCAGAAGGAUACAACUUAUAUUGCCUUAACUUUAAUUUGUAGUACUGUUUUUUAUAAUGCUACUUGGAAACCUCUCUUAAUAGUGUUUCUCAGCUCUUAUCACAAUGGCCUCAAGUUGUGGUGCACUUUACUUUUGGUACUAAGACAGCAACCCUCAAGCCAUUUAGUGUUUUUCUAAAUUAACACUUUUUCUUUUUUCCCCCCCUAAGCAGUGAUAAGAGGAGCAGGGCUCUCCUGCCACACAUUGCAGCAGGUUUUGGUUACUGCGUGGAAGGACGUGUGUGCAAACACUGCAGGUGUGCAAACACUGCAGGUGCUAAAGACAGCGGCUGGUGAUGUAAGUGGCCCUGGAAUUAGGGCAGAGUGAGGGGAAAUUGGUUCAACCUGUUCAUCAAUGUGCACUUCGGGUACAGGUGGCUCAGCCAGGAGGCUUUGUGGUCCUGCUGCUGCCGUCUYGUGGCCAGCGGGGAUAUCUGCUCAGUUUGCAUCCAAACUAAACCAACCCCUGUGGCCUUCUCAAGUUUCCACUCGAGCAGUAUCACCACUUUUAAGGAAGAAGGUCUUGGUGGGGGUGGCAUGUCCACCCUGUCCUCCCUGAGCUCCUCUUGCAGCUGUACCUGGAGAGCUCCARAGAGCUGGUGCUUCCUGGGGUCCCUCUUGGGCUGUGGGACCCACCCUGCCCCUCUUUAAUUAUUGCCCACYGUCAUCCAUAAAAGCACAUUCCGUGAUGCUCAGGAUGCUCUCCAGGAGCGCCCCAAAGUGCCUUUCUUUGCCUAAACUCCUUAGACACGACUGCAUUUUGGGAGGGAGGCUUUGGCCUCACUUGAGCCUUCGGUAAUUCCCUUCUGUGAGCACGAGCUCCCUUUUGAAUCUGGUUUGGAGUUAGCUCUGUCCUCUUGGUGCAGGUGACAUCAGCCUAACUGGUACCAGUCUUUAAGUUGCAAAUGGUGUUUUUUAAUUUGCGGAGGUUUCUGGAAGCGUGUUUCCAUUUGAGCCAGCUCAGAUUCUUGUGAACUUUCAUUGGUGCUGAACACGAAGAAGUGCAGAGCCCAGGUGAGAACCUUAAACUAAAACAGUGUUUCAGAGUGUUAGAGUGGCUUUGAGUGACAUUUAGUCCUAACUUUCUAAGCUAGUAAGUGAAAGAAAAGGCGGGGGGGGGUAGUGAAACUUUUUUUUUUUUUAAAUAGGUGCUUUUAGGGAAUUUCUACCUAGAUGUCUUUGGACUUGAGUGCCAUCAUGAAGGACUGAUUUCUGGGGUGUGUGUGUAAGUUCUGUACGUAGCUAUGGGUGCUGAUGUGUUGGCCCCUCUCCCCAGCCCCUCUCCUGCUUUUCCUACGUGUUGUAGGAAUUCUGUGAAUUGCCAUAAGCAGUUUAGCUAGUGCUUGGAUCCRACAAAGCUGGAACGCAAGAACAGCCUUAAUGUACAGCCCAGGCAGUAGGGGCUACUCCUAAUAACAAGGGCUACCUGGAGUAAUGAUUUGUAGGCUCAGGCUUUCCCCUGACUGGUCAAUAAUAUCUUUAUUCCUUUGUUAAGAACUGGUACCUGCUUCUCUGUCUCCUUUUCCUGUGGUUUCUUUCAACCUUGGGAAAAUGUUGCCUUAGAAAGACAGUGGGAAAAAAAUAAGAGCUGUUACUAUCUAAGCAAUUCUUUCACUUCCUACCAGGUUAGUUACCACCUUGAAACUUAAACAGCAAAACCCCUGAAAGCUGCUGUGGAGGAGGAGUAAAUGACUCUGAGACAGUAGCUGCCUUAUCAGCCCUUUACAAAAGGGACAGGUGGCUUUUAUAAAUACCAAAGAUGAGAGAAGCACCACGACUAUAAAUGGUGAGAAUUUGCUGCGGGGAAAAAUGCAUUUUUACUGCCUAGUUUUUAAACUGUCUUCUGAAAUCUCAGCUUGUCCACGUUUUCUUCAUAUUACCAUGUUUUGAGGCAAAGGCAGAGCUAUCCAAAGGCACGAAGAGCAGCUGGGUCCCUYACUUCUGUCACCUUUACUGUCCAGUGUAGCUGUCUUUGAGGCUGCUUCCCGGGAAUYGCGCUCAUCCUUUUCCAGGUGUAGUUUUUGUCUCACUCUUGCCUCCUGAGCCUGUUCCCUCUGUCCUAGUGUUGGUAACUGUGUGUAAAGGGUAGUGUCCUGUUCCUAGGAUCCCUGCCUCAUGGCAAGCAGUGUAGGAGUCCUGUAGGGCUGUCCCACCCCCUCCACCUUAGCCAAACAUUUUUAUUAGCUGCUGCUGUAUACGUAUAAUUAUCUGCUAAAUCAAGGUCAAAGUAUCCUUUAGCUCUUCUCUUUCAGCUGCAAAAAAAAAUGUUUUCUUGCUUKCUUGUUUGGUUGUUUCCAACUGGAUUUUCCAGGAGUAAUUCCAAGCUAAACUUCUGGUGGAUCUGACCCCACGUUACGCUGCCCGUUCAUCUCUGUAUCCUGCCUAGCACCAAACUGCACUUAAGUGUUUCUUAUCACUGUGCCCUGAUUCUGCCUUAACGUGCGAGUUGAAGGAAAAAGUGUUCUGUAAAUAUUUAAAAGCUGUUACUAAAUUGCACUGUAAGAUGUGGCAGAUAUCUUGGGUGAUGCUGGGGAAGCCAACUUUUUACGG